AUGGUAACCUUUCACUCUGCUUUCAACCCCACACAGGUCUUCUUUGAUGUGAGGAUUGGAGAAAAAGAUGUUGGCAGAAUUGUGAUUGGGCUUUUUGGAAAAGUUGUACCCAAGACGGUGGAAAAUUUUGUUGCUCUAGCAACAGGAGAGAAAGGAUAUGGAUACAAAGGAAGCCAGUUUCAUCGUGUCAUCAAGGACUUCAUGAUUCAAGGAGGUGACUUCACCGCUGGAGAUGGCACUGGUGGUGUGAGCAUUUAUGGUGAGACAUUUCCAGAUGAGAACUUCAAGCUGAAGCAUUAUGGCAUCGGGUGGGUCAGCAUGGCCAAUGCGGGGCCUGACACCAACGGCUCUCAGUUCUUUAUCACCUUGACCAAGCCCACCUGGUUGGAUGGCAAACAUGUGGUAUUUGGAAAAGUCAUUGACGGGAUGACAGUGGUACACUCCAUAGAGCUCCAAGCAACUGAUGGGCACGACCGCCCGCUCACCAACUGCUCCAUUGUCAACAGUGGCAAGAUCGACGUGAAAACGCCCUUUGUAGUAGAGCUCCCUGAUUGGUGACACAGCUGGCAGAAGACAAGGAACAUACUUGGCAGGGGUGUGUGUGUAUGUGAGUGAGUUGUGUCUUUUGAUUCUUCAAAGUUACUGUUUUGCUUUGUUUGUUACUUUCUUUUAAUUUUCUCACCCAUAUCACAGGAGAGUUAUAAAAAUCAACCACUCAGUGUUUAGUUUUCAUGAAUUUUGGUAAAUCACCUGCUUAGUAACAUUGAAUGUACACAUAUCCCCUUCUUCCAGUGGUGCUAUUUUUAAACUAGAAAAUUUUGUAUUGGCUAUUUUUUUUUUUUUUUAAAAAGAACACUAUUUUUUUUGCCAAUUAAUUAUGAUGUGACUGGUGAUGCCAAAGAUUUAUCUGAAACAGAUAAGGACAUGGAAUUUAUUAUUUUGUAUUCUCACAGAAAUUCAGGUAAAGGGAAAUUUGAUUACUGUAAUCCAACCUAUGUCAUAGGGAUUUUUACUUGAGAAGAAGGUGCUGUUGUGUUCUCUAUAUUAAAUACUUUCUGUAUGGAUCAA
Messenger RNA from Carlito syrichta (Philippine tarsier), 1068 nucleotides. RefSeq names its product peptidylprolyl isomerase C (gene PPIC). The coding region runs from base 1 to 558 and encodes 185 amino acids. Lineage: Eukaryota; Metazoa; Chordata; Mammalia; Primates; Tarsiidae. The transcript is spliced from 4 exons. Gene Ontology annotation, biological process: protein peptidyl-prolyl isomerization; protein folding. Gene Ontology annotation, molecular function: peptidyl-prolyl cis-trans isomerase activity. The record is from RefSeq and is a predicted model, not a curated record. Gene Ontology annotation, cellular component: intracellular membrane-bounded organelle.